Limanda limanda (common dab) is the source of this 681-nucleotide messenger RNA. Its product is annotated as phosphoserine phosphatase-like. Bases 1 to 681 code for a protein of 226 amino acids. The record is from RefSeq and is a predicted model, not a curated record. The transcript has 5 exons. Gene Ontology annotation, molecular function: L-phosphoserine phosphatase activity; magnesium ion binding. Gene Ontology annotation, biological process: dephosphorylation; L-serine biosynthetic process. Gene Ontology annotation, cellular component: cytoplasm. Lineage: Eukaryota; Metazoa; Chordata; Actinopteri; Pleuronectiformes; Pleuronectidae.
AUGACGUCAAUUUCCCAAACGAAGGAGCUGUUCAGGACAGCAGAUGCUGUGUGUUUCGAUGUGGACAGCACAGUCAUCAAAGAGGAGGGCAUCGAUGAACUCGCCAAAUUCUGUGGUGUUGGGGAUGCCGUCACUGAGAUGACUCGGAAAGCAAUGGACGGCUCAGUGACGUUUAAAACGUCCCUGAUUGAGCGUCUCUCCAUCAUCCGAUGUUCCAGAGAGCAAGUGAACAAGCUGAUAACAGACCACCCACCUCAGCUCACACCAGGCAUCAGGGAGCUGGUGGACGAUCUGCACCAGCGCAACAUGAAGGUGUUCCUCAUUUCAGGAGGAUUGCGCUGCAUCGUCGAACAUGUGGCCGCUCAGCUGAACAUUCCUCUGCAGCACCUCUAUGCAAACAGGCUCAAGUUCUACUUCAACGGAGAGUAUGCUGGUUUUGAUGAGAGUCAGCCCACAGCUGAGAGCGGUGGAAAGGGGAAGGUCAUCAACCUGCUGAAGGAACAAUACGGCUUCAAGACCGUGGUGAUGAUCGGGGAUGGAGCCACUGAUCUUGAGGCCUGCCCUCCUGCUAAUGCAUUUAUUGGAUUUGGCGGGAACGUCACCAGGCCGCAGGUGAAGGAGAGGUGUUCGUGGUACGUGACCAGUUUCGGGGAGCUCCUAAAAGAACUGGAGAAGAUUUAA